Molecule: messenger RNA, 1564 nt
Organism: Aspergillus heteromorphus CBS 117.55
Lineage: Eukaryota; Fungi; Ascomycota; Eurotiomycetes; Eurotiales; Aspergillaceae
Product: type I HSP40 co-chaperone YDJ1
Exons: 4
Coding region: 233-1477 (414 amino acids)
Biological process (GO): response to heat; protein refolding
Cellular component (GO): nucleus; cytoplasm; cytosol
Molecular function (GO): Hsp70 protein binding; ATP binding
Source: RefSeq, a predicted model, not a curated record
UCUCCUCCUCCUUCUCUCCUCUCAUCCUCUUUCCUUUCAGGAGUCUCGUACUCUCCCUGUCUUGUCGCUUCUUUGUCACUUGCUACAUUUCCUGUAGUCAAGUUCGUUGGGGCUGAUUUCUAUCUCCCUCUCGUUCCUUCGGAAAAGUUCUUGUUUCUAUAUUGGUUCCUGACUUUUCAUCCCUGCUCCAACCUCUUCGCCUUCCCCUCUUCGCCUCUGAAUUUACUUCACAAUGGUCAAGGAAACCAAGUUCUACGAUACCCUGGGGGUUCCCCCGACGGCCACCGAGGCCCAACUCAAGACCGCCUACAAGAAGGGUGCCCUGAAGUACCACCCUGACAAGAACACCAACAACCCCGAGGCGGCUGAGAAGUUCAAGGAGCUGUCCCACGCUUACGAGACCCUGUCCGACCCCCAGAAGCGUUCCCUCUACGACCAGCUCGGUGAGGAGGGUCUGGAGCAUGGCGGCGCUGGCGGUGGAAUGGGCGCCGAGGACCUCUUCGCCCAGUUCUUCGGCGGCGGCGGCGGUGGCUUCGGCGGCAUGUUCGGCGGCGGCAUGCGCGAGCAGGGUCCCAAGAAGGCCCGCACCAUCCACCACGUCCACAAGGUCAACCUGGAGGACAUCUACCGCGGUAAGGUCUCGAAGCUGGCUCUGCAGAAGUCGGUUAUCUGCUCGGGAUGUGAUGGCCGCGGUGGCAAGGAGGGCGCCGUCAAGUCGUGUACCGGCUGCAAUGGUUCCGGUAUGAAGACCAUGAUGCGCCAGAUGGGUCCCAUGAUCCAGCGUUUCCAGACCGUCUGCCCCGACUGUAACGGUGAGGGUGAGAUCAUCCGUGAGCGUGACCGCUGCAAGAAGUGCAGCGGCAAGAAGACCAUCGUCGAGCGCAAGGUCCUCCACGUCCACGUCGACCGCGGUGUCAAGAACGGCCACAAGGUCGAGUUCCGCGGCGAGGGUGACCAGAUGCCCGGUGUCAUGCCCGGAGACGUCGUUUUCGAGAUCGAGCAGAAGCCCCACGACCGCUUCCAGCGCAAGGACGACGAUCUCUUCUACCAGGCCGAGAUCGACUUGCUCACUGCCCUUGGCGGUGGUACCAUCAACAUUGAGCACCUCGACGACCGGUGGUUGACCGUCAACAUCGCCCCCGGCGAGGUUAUCACUCCUGGUGCCAUCAAGGUUAUCAAGGGCCAGGGUAUGCCUUCCUACCGCCACCACGACUUCGGCAACCUGUACAUCCAGUUCGACGUCAAGUUCCCCGAGAAGGACCAGCUCAAGAACCUCGAGUUGCUCGAGCAGGUCCUGCCCACCCGUCUGGAGCAGCCCCAACCCCCGACCGACAGCAUGGUCGAGGACUUCGAGCUGGAGGACAUCGACGGCAGCGAGGGCUCCCAGGCCCGCGCCCACGGUGCCGCCAACGCCAUGGACGAGGAUGACGACGACGUUCCUCCCGGUGCCGAGCGUGUGCAGUGCGCGUCGCAGUAAACGGGGGUAAUGAGAGAAGUGGUUGUGAUGUGACGACGUGCUGGGGCUUGACGAAAUUCGCUUUUGAUACCAUGUGAGGGGGUUUCG